AAAUUGUAUUACUAAAAAUACAAAUAAUCUAAUUUAUAACAAAAAUGAAUCAACUAGCUUGCAUUGUGUUUAUUGCCUGUGCCGCCAUGGUCAUGGCCAACCAGCCCGAGGCCCGUAUGUUGGGACCUGUUGGUGACUUUUUAGGUCACUUCCCAGGUCUUGGAUUUAUGUCUAACCAUCCCGGUGCCCGGCAAGGUGCUUUCCCUGUUGUCCGAAAUAAUGGUGACUUUACCGCUGCAAAUGCCGCCAAAAUGCCCAAUUCUGUCCCUGGCAAAUCUAUCCGUAUUACACCCGACAAGACCACAACAAUGACUAUCUAUAAGCGCAUUGUGUGCACCGGCGGUCCCGUACAGGAAAUCAUGUUAAACACGACUAUCCCUAACUCGAGCACCACGUGCAACGGCUACGACGCUUGGGUGUCACCCUGGACAUAUAACACCGUGGUCAACGGACAGGCCCAGGACCUUGUUAUAGGCAACUUCUCCCAAUACUACUCCUACCUGAAUGGUAAUAUGUACGAGGUGAACUUUGGGCAAAUUACCGGUGGUGACUGCGCUGGUGACACCUUUUUCUCGGCUAAUGCCUAUGUGGCCGAUGACCAGUUGGGUUGCAGUGGACAGGGAUUAAAGUCAGUGUCCAUUGACUAUAUUAACGCUAAGAUAUCGGGUACCAAAUGCAAUCAGCAAUGCACCUUGGAUACUAGACACCACUCAUUCUUUGCCUACAACCCGCCUAUAACUAAUUAAGCAAUGUACUAAUUGGACUUGAUUAAUAUUUCUUAAAUUUGUUUUAUUUAUGUAUUUUGCAUUGAUUAUAUUUUAAAUAAAAUUGAUAAUUUUAGCACGAAA
Molecule: messenger RNA, 848 nt
Organism: Oppiella nova
Lineage: Eukaryota; Metazoa; Arthropoda; Arachnida; Sarcoptiformes; Oppiidae
Source: the annotation of a GenBank genome assembly